Molecule: messenger RNA, 3877 nt
Organism: Desarmillaria tabescens
Lineage: Eukaryota; Fungi; Basidiomycota; Agaricomycetes; Agaricales; Physalacriaceae
Exons: 18
Coding region: 486-3644 (1052 amino acids)
Biological process (GO): potassium ion transport; sodium ion transport; intracellular calcium ion homeostasis
Cellular component (GO): plasma membrane
Molecular function (GO): P-type potassium transmembrane transporter activity; ATP binding; P-type sodium transporter activity
Source: RefSeq, a predicted model, not a curated record
CAUGAAAAGUCUGAAUGUGGGGACCAAAGUGGGGUAUGCCGAAGGACCGGAUUCAAUGUCUUGGCAUUUUCCUAAACGGGCCAUUUGGCUGUGCUUGGCUCGAAGGCCAAUGUCUUGGUCCCACACUAAAUGUCAACAACCGCCCAGAUCCAACCGCAACGCGUCGUCGAAUUCAUUCUUGGCAACUAGCGAUUAGGGCCUCUCCAUUUCAGAAUCCGGAACAGUUCUUUCCUCGUAUCAAAUGCGGAUCAUCUUGAUUCCAUUUUUUUAGUUUGCCCAGCCGCCUUGGAGUGCUGCAGGACUAAAUGGAAAGUCAGGAUGUCUUGGUAUGGACUUGAAUGAGUCAUAAGGCGGAUUCGUUCGGGUUUAUAUUCUCUUGGGAUCAAGGGGCUCCUGUCUUGGCUGCUGAUCGAGGAGCUCCUUCGCUAUAUAAAUAGCGCUGAAAAUGACCAGCCUCUCGAUAAACGACCCACUUGCGAUAUAUCAUGGGUAUCUCUAGAUUUUUUAGCGACGCCAAUUCCGACAGACUCAAACUAAACAGUCGCACCAACACUAACUAUUCUGUCACUGUUCACCCUACCAAUCCGAACUUUAUCAAUUUGGCUUCUUCGGCGCAUACGUACACGAUUGAAGAACUUGUGUCCGAGAUAGGGACGUCGCGAACGGACGGGCUCUCGAAAAACGAAGCUCACAGACGACUCGAGAGAUAUGGAGAGAAUUUGUUAAAGGGUCGGACGGGUGUUUCUGCUUGGCGCGUCUUGGUAGGCCAACUUGCCAACGCCUUGACACUUGUGCUUCUGGCCGCACUCGCUCUAAGUUUUGGUGUUCAAGAUUUCAUCGAAGGCGCUGUUAUAGCAGCCGUCAUAGCACUAAAUACAACGGUCGGGUUCUUCCAAGAAUAUCGGGCGGAGAAGACAAUGGAGUCACUUCGCCAACUUUCCAGUCCCACGGCACUGGUCAUCCGGAAUGGUGAAAGUUUGCAUGUUCCUGCCAAGACUGUAGUUCCAGGAGAUGUGGUGAUGAUUAAGGACGGAGAUGUAGUACCAUCAGAUAUCCGUCUAAUCAGCAUUUCCAAUCUUGAAGUAUCUGAGCAGCUCCUGACCGGGGAGUCAGUACCAGUUGCUAAGGAUAUCGAGGACAUCGAGGAUCCUCAGCUGGAAAUGCCAAUCGGCGAUCGACUGAAUUUAUGCUACUCGUCUACCGUGGUCACGAAAGGUCGUGGCGUUGGGAUUACCAUCGGAACUGGUAUGAACACCCAGGCGAUGAACCAAAGCCCGUCAGGCAAGCGAGAUGCUACUGCACCUUUGGCCUCUCGGAUUUGGGAUAACAUUUUACACUUCCUUGGUAUUCGCGGCGGAACGCCUCUUCAGAUGAAGCUCUCCAAAUUGGCGUUCAUCCUAUUUGGGUGUGCGAUAAUCUUGGCUAUCAUCGUUUUUGGCGCUGCCAAGUUUGACAUCAACAAUGAAGUCGUCCUGUACGCUAUUGCCACUGCGAUCGCCAUCAUCCCGAGUCACUCUGUCGCCGUCUUGACGCUCACUAUGGCGGUAGGAACGAGAAAGAUGGCUUCGGAGAACGUCAUCGUUCGCAAGCUCGAUGCCCUUGAGAAUCUUGGUGGCGUUACCGAUAUUUGCAGCGACAAGACAGGGACCCUCACAUUGGGCCAGAUGUCCGUGCACACUUUCUGGUUAGGUGGGCUUGGAUCUGACUCUGUGACCUAUUCCGCAGAGGCAGGUCAUAAUGCCAUCGAGCCUGUUGGUACUGUACGACAAGGCAAUGACGAGAAGAGUUCUAUAGUGGAACCCGGGAAACUCGAUGAAGGAUUCGCGCAAACUGUUCGCGCUGCUGCUCUCUGCAACGUUUCCUCUAUCCAUAUGAACUUGAAAGGCGAAUGGAAGUCCACUGGUGACCCAACGGAAGUCGCUCUCCAAGUUUUCGCCACCAAACUGGGUCUGGGACAGCCUUCACUGACCGCAGGGAGUUCAGUUUCCAGCAGCAAAAGUAUCGUUGAGCGAAGCGAUGCUGAUCAUGCCAAAAAAAUCCGGUUUGCUGAUGACGAGGCAAAGCUGAACAAGCGGUUCAAGUUUCUGGUCGAGUUCCCAUUUUCGAGCUCAGUCAAACGGAUGUCCACCAUUUAUAAUGACACGGAGCAGCAGGCUACUGUUGUGAUGUGCAAAGGAGCGGUUGAGAGAAUUUUGGAUUCCUGUGUGACAUAUGUUCCGUCUCCGAUCACCAAACCGAGGGAUACCUUGCCAUUGACUGAAGACAUCAAACGCACAUUCCUUAUCAAGGCAGAGGAACUCGCAUCCGAGGGUCUUCGAGUGAUCGCUCUUGCUCAACGAACGAUAGACUGCGCAGAUGUCCAGAAUAUCUCCCGUGAAGACACAGAGAAGGACCUGACGUUCAUGGCGCUUGCCGGUAUCUUUGACCCGCCAAGACCGGAAUCUGCUGGAGCAGUCAGGGCGUGCAGGGCCGCGGGAAUUGUAGUUCAUAUGUUGACAGGCGAUCAUAUUACGACUGCCAAGGCCAUUGCUGAAUCCGUCGAGAUUAUAACACCGGAUGCGCCUAAGAAUGCUGUUAUGACGGCAACUGAGUUUGAUAGACUCACGGAUGAUGAAAUUGAUGCUCUUCCUGAACUUCCGUUGGUGAUUGCGCGAUGUGCGCCAGAGACUAAAGUGCGGAUGAUUCAAGCCGGGAAGAGGAGGGGCAAGCAUAUGUCCAUGACUGGUGAUGGUGUCAACGACUCCCCAGCAUUGAAACUCGCCCCCGUUGGCAUUGCGAUGGGCAUGGCUGGCUCUGAUGUUGCCAAAGAUGCUGCCGACCUUGUCUUGACCGAUGAUAAUUUUGAUUCGAUUCGUGCAGCCAUUACGGAAGGACGGAGGAUCUUUACGAACAUUCAGCGCUUCGUUCUUCAUCUUCUGACCACCAACGUUGCCGAAGUUGUGCUCCUUAUUGUAGGGCUAUGUUUUAUCGAUGAAGAUGGGCGUAGUGUAUUUCCGCUCAGCCCGCUUGCUGUGCUUUGGGUGAACAUGUUGACUAAUUCUCCGCCUGCCUUUGGUCUAGGGUUAGAGGCUGCUUAUCCUGAUUUGAUGCAGCGGCCGCCUCACUCUGUCAAAGACGGUGUUUUUACAUGGCCUAUCAUCAUUGAUACCGUGGUUUAUGGGGUGAUCAUGGGUGCUACUUGCUUGCUCAGUUUCGUUAUCGUGGUCUAUGGAAAGGGCGAUGAUGAUUUGUAUAGAGAGUGUAAUCAUGCAGCGUCUGAAGGGUGCAAUCUCGUGUUCCGAGCACGAUCUACGGUUUUCGCUACUUUGAUCUUCCAGAUACUGCUAUAUGCCCUCGAAUUGAAGUCCUUCGACCGUUCCUUGUUCUCUUUGACGCCCGGAAGAGCAUUUUACAAAGACCUUUGGGCCAACAAGGUGCUUUUGAUUUCUGUUGUUGGCGGAAUGAUCACUGUCGUUUUGCCUAUCUAUAUUCCCGGAUUUAAUUCUUCGGUAUUUUACCAGCGAGGUAUCGGCUGGGAAUGGGGAAUCGUCUUCGGAAUGACCAUCAUCUUCCUCAUCGGAUGUGAGCUAUGGAAGUUAGCGAGACGACCUCUAUUGAAGCGCUGGUUAUAUAUCCGACCUUCGACAGACAACCUAGAAGGAUAGAUUAUGAAGGAAAACAUAUUGUCUUGCGUUAUAUGCACCUCAAUGUUGCCGCAGGACUCAGUCACAGGACUGACUUUGAUUUCUACCUCCGCGGAUGACGACAUUAGAAUCAUGGUGUAUUUCGAUGUGGCGAGCGCCUAUACAGCUGCCCUAGCGAAAUUACAUAGUCUAUCUGUUACUAGAGCAUUUAUUCUGAGCGAAGAAGGAUGAACUUGUGCCUCGGAAUUGUGGAC